Saccostrea echinata is the source of this 966-nucleotide messenger RNA. RefSeq names its product peroxisomal membrane protein 11A-like. Gene Ontology annotation, biological process: peroxisome fission; regulation of peroxisome size. NCBI's taxonomy places the organism in Eukaryota, Metazoa, Mollusca, Bivalvia, Ostreida, Ostreidae. Gene Ontology annotation, cellular component: peroxisomal membrane. The record is from RefSeq and is a predicted model, not a curated record. The transcript has 3 exons. Bases 72 to 806 code for a protein of 244 amino acids.
GAUCUCAGCCCAAAUAAUGAUUUGACGUUUGUUCUGGAAGUUUUUGAGUAUAGUACGUAAUUAUUAUAAGUAUGAGCAGUGAUAUAGUAUCAGGGAUAAUUAAAUUUGGUGGCCUGACAAAUGGCAGAGACAAAUUUUUCAGACUGGUUCAGUAUUCAGUAAAGCUGAUUUGGUGGAAUCUGAGAAACAAAGAAGAUGUGGUGGAGAGACUUAAGAAGAUCGAAUCAUCAAUGAGCAUGACUCGUAAAUUGCUGCGUUUGGGAAAGAGUCUGGACUUCAUUCAGGCGGCACUGAAAUCCCUUCACAUCACCGAUGAUGUCAUUCGAUGGACAGUGACCUUGUCAAAAAUUAGUCAAUCCAUUUUUCUGUUCUUUGAUCAUAUUAUUUAUUUCCAUAACCUUGGUGUGAUAAAAACGGACAAGGCCAAAUGGUCCAAAGUUUCUGCUGAGUUUUGGUUCUUUAGUCUUGUUUUGAAUUUAGCCCGUAAUUUUUAUGAUAUUGCAAAUAUUGCUAAAUUAGAAAUGAGCAAGCAAGAUAAAAAGGAAAAUGAAGUUCAGUACAGCAACGGAGAUAUGUCCAGCAGGAAAAGCCAAAGUCCUGGUCCUUUGUCGAUUGUCCAGAGAUGUGUUUGUGACAAUAAGCCUGUAUUUUUAGACUUGGUGAAGAAUGCAUCAGACCUUAUAUUGCCACUAAAUACAUUAGGAAAAGUUGACGCCAGUGCUGGGGUCCAAGGUUUUCUAGGAAUCAUUUCCUCUGCCAUUGGUGUUGCCACGGUCUGGAACCCUAACCUGAAACUAGUGCCUUGAUAAUCGUAUUUAAAGACAGUAACUGAAUAUUCCGAUAUAUAUAUAUAUAGUUCAUAUGACUAUUGCUCAUAUACAAACAGUAUAGUUAAUUUUUUUCAUGUGAUGAAAGUACAACUAUUAUUACAGAUAACUUAAUAUAAGUCAGUUUGUAUGAACAAAA